UUCGUUUUUCUCUCUCUCUCUGUCUCUCUGAGUCUCGUCAAGUUCUCCCGUCCCCCGUGUUUCCCGUGCUGGAUGUGCAACCCUUAGUUCCCGUCAGGUUCCUUGAAGUUCCUUCCGUACCUGCGGAUACAUCCUCCCAUCUUAGAGCUGUCCCGCCCGGGCUGUUGCUCCGUCAUAUUCGCUGGGUUCGCACGCACACACAGAACACACACACGACACACACGGCACACAAUAAACUAAACACACUUUUGAACACAUCUUUCCCACUUCCUUGUCUUCCCGUCUUCUCUCUUUUUCUUGCCGGCUUGACGUUUACCGAAUCCAGCAUCUUGGGCACUUUUUGGGGGGCCUAAAAUCGAUUUCGCAGUCCGCACCGUUUUGCUACCUAACCUUGCCACCCAUCCCAUUGACAUCGUCUUCAGCCCUUGUCGCUCCUUUUAAUUAUUUUUUCUCGAGCAUCCCCUCGCCUUACGACUCGCCUUAUUAGGUACACAUACAUGAUACAGGAUACAACAACCACAGCACGGAACUUCGGUUACCUGGCACUCGCCUCAACUCGUCAGCGCCUCCUUCACCAACUGCGCCGUUCCCUGUUCUAUUCAUAGCCGGCUCCUUGCCAGCCCAGCCCAGCAAGCCAUCCAAACCAACCGCCCCUCCUUGGUCGACCACCACCACCAUUCACCAAGCAGCGCACUCCUUGAUCGCUUGCUCACAACUUGGCCCCCGACAGCACUCUGCCUGACUGAGCACACGACCUUUCACCAGCUGUUUAUCCGAAUUCACUACAUCGCUUGGUUACCUUCCCAUAAUCGUGUGGUACUGGCGACGACCGCCGAGCUUCUCAUCCGCUCCGAAUUCCAACAGACUUCCGAAAUCCCUCGCAUAACCUCGUCCAACCAUUUCAUCAUCGUCCCUCUUCCCGCAGUGACGCCGCACCCUGGCAGCCCCGACGGCAAUCUCGCGCGCCGCUAGAACCCAGCCUGGCGUCCCUGUUCAGCCGACGAAACAGCGGAGUCGCAAUUUCGACCCCCGUUCAACGCCCAGCGCCGACGCCUUACUCUACCUCUGCUACUACUGUCACACACAGCCAUUCCCACCUCCCUUCUCCAGACCAGACCACACCAGACCAGACCACGCUACGCAUACUCCGUACGCUUCGCCCAUCCCAUUCUCUUGGCAAUUGCCAACCGCCCCAGCUUUUUUGGCACCCUCGCUCCAUGAUACACUUCCGAACCGUCCUCCAUACGUCGUCUGCCGACCAGGGUCUCUCCAACGUACCAACUGACGGGUCCAAAGGGGGUUGGCUCGUCAAGCGCAAAGGAAAAAUAAUCCAGACGGGACUGUGAACGGAACGACUCUUGUCUGCACUGCACACUCAACUGUGUAUCCAUACGCCGUACCACAACAUACCACCUCACGACUCGAGCAAUCCCGUCACAAAAUCACAAUUCCCACAACCGUCUCGGCUGGCUGUGCUGGCCCACGACCUGAUCCAACAUGACGAGACCUCACAUUAUUCGCGCUGACACCAUCGAUCUGCAAAAUCCGGAAGCACCCUCAGCGAAAGACCACAGCAGGGCGCCCAACGGCUCGUUCGGUCCGCACCAGGCCGAGACUCUUCGAGAAGUCGCCCAGGAAUCUGCCGAAGAUCAAGCGCGCAGCCCGAGGCUAUCUUGGACCAACGCCGACGACGACGACAUCUCCGACGAAGACGAUCUCGCGGGAGAGGUCUCGAGGAAGCUCUCUGGGAGCACAAUGGACGACGCGAGCAAAAAACAACAGCAAGAUGCGCUGGCUGUCGCACAAAAUGGAGGUGUCUCGGACGACGGAAACAUGGACGAUACCGACGAGAGCAUGGACGACGACGACAUGAUGGACAAGAUUUCGAGUUCGCCCUCGAUUGAAGAUGAGGACAUUGAUUUCGAAUUCGUCUACGCGUUACACACCUUUGUCGCAACCGUCGAGGGCCAAGCAAAUGCCACCAAGGGCGACACCAUGGUGUUGCUGGAUGACAGCAACAGCUACUGGUGGCUGGUCCGUGUGGUGAAGGACAGCAGCAUUGGUUAUCUGCCGGCAGAGCACAUUGAAACGCCGACCGAGAGAUUGGCGCGCUUGAACAAGCACAGGAAUAUAGACCUUUCCGCUACAAUGCUCGGAGAUCAGUCUGGGGAAAAGUCCAAGAGCACCUUCAAGACUGCUCUUAGGAAGAAGAAGAAGACGGUCGCGUUCGCCGCCCCGACUUUCGUCGAUUACUCUGACUAUGAUUACUCCUCGGACGAGGACGAAGUCGACGAGCUGUUCUCUCAACAACAGGGUGCUCAACAGCAGCAGCAGCAGCAACAACAACAAACGUCGCAACAGGCAACAGAGGAAACGAUGGAUGACGAUACGGCCAAGGUGGAGCCCCUCAAGCCAAGAGCGACAACGAAGGAGGUCAACGUUGCGGAACCGACGAAGAAAGAGGAGGCACCCGAGGAUGACUCGAAACGUGACAGCGGCGAAAUUUUUGAAAAACCAGAAGGUCCCAGCAGGUCGAGGAACGGCACCGUCAGGAACACCGACUCUUUCUUUAAGGACGAAACGGUCGAGACCAAGAAGAUCACGCUUACGCCUAAUUUGCUUCGUGACGACAGCGGCUCGCGACCCUCGACAACGGAAAGCGUCCAGGUCAAGCAACGGCCAAGUUUGGACAAGAUGGACAAGGAGCUGCAGCCGGAUAAGAAGGAGGACAAGAAGAAGAAGGACAAGAAGGAGAAGGAGAAGAAGACGAGCACCAUUCGGAGUUUCUUCUCGCGUAAGGACAAGAAGAAGACCACGGACGACGACGAUGAGUCUUUUGGCAAGAGAUCGAUGGAUAUCGUUACAGAAUCUCAGGACCGGGAGAGUCGCGAAAGCCGUGAGAGCCGGGAAGAGGAGCCGAAGGAACCGUUGUCCCCGAGAGGCGAUGGCCCCCAAAGGAGCACAAGCAAGCUCCAGAAGCAACAGCCGAGAGUCGAGCCAUCUCCUGCGAGACUCAACGGGGCGGCGACGCCGCAAAAGUCUGCUACCAGGGAGCUUUCCGAAUUCAUUUCCUCCGAGGGCCGCCCUAACAACGUCUCGAACGUGCCCCCCGCUUCUAUGCGCAUUGUGGAGGAUGAUUCUUCGGAUCCAGAACUCUCCGUUCAACAGCAGCGGAUCAAGUCUCCUGAGACAACUCGGUCACCGCCCCAAGAAAAGUCGACCCUGUCCAAGAUCAUCCCGUCGAGGAGUGGCAACAGUGAACCCAAGCCGCAAAAGGUCACCAAGGCAAAGUCUCGAGUUGAACUUGAUGACUUUGACUCUUCUGGGGAGGAGGUUGAGUCUGCCGAGCCACCUGUGCAGCAGCAGGCACAUCAGAUCGUCAAGGAAGAGAAAUUGGAACGGCCUUUGCCUGGCGCGUUCCCUGACAGCUACAUGAGCAAUUUGAGUGCUGCCAGCGCUCAGACGGAUAAGACAAUUACUCCUACGCAAUCUCAGCAGCCUCAGCCUCAGCCUCAGCCCACCGCUGUGGAACGCGAAAAGGAUAGACUUUCUGAAUCUCCUGUGCAAGUGUCGCCGGUCACUUCGCAUAACCCUCCUGCGCUCAUGGUGGAUACUUCUAGUCAAGAGGGCCACUCGACGUCACCAUCGCCAGAGCUCAUUGACGCUGAGGAGGCAGGCAGACAUCGCGCUCAAGAUUCGAUGACUGCCAGCUCCACAUCCACGGGUGGCAGCACUACCGGUAGCAGCUGGAAUGAUGCGAAGCUUCGGGCAUUUUUCGAUUCGAGCUCGGAUAUCCGAGAUAUGCUGGUCGUUGUUUACGACAAGAGCGAUGUGGCGCCUGCUGGACCGGAACACCCCGUCGCAGGCUCUUUGUUCCGCGAACAGAAUGCCAAGUUGGCGGAAAUUACAACACAACUUGACAACAUGCUUGGCGACUGGCUGGCACGCAAGCAAAGACUUCGAGGCACUGUAUAAGGCCUCUUUACGAUCAUCAUGUUUAACAGACAGCGAAAGUGUAAAAUACCUUUCUUGGCUUUUUGACGGCGUCCUGGUACAGGUGGUGGGAUUGAGAAGGUUUACGGAUUGAUGGACGACACAUUGAAACAUGGUCGCUGAUAUGAACCUUAGCGCCAUGGAUACUUUGCGCGCGCGUAUGCAUUUCGCAGUUAUUACUUCUUUUUUGAGAUGCGUGGACAUACCAAGGUCUUCACAGAGGGGUGUCUUUAGCUACCUCGAAACCCUUGUUUUUUUCUUCUCUUUUGUUUAGAGACACGAUGCCCACUCGGAGCGUCGUGGCAUGGAGAUGGACACUUUGCAUUGGGGUCAUUCAUCGCGCCGCUGGUGUGGCAUUGAGGCGAUAAAGACAGAUGAGACGCAGUGCUGUCUAAUGCCAUUUGGUUGUCUGUCUUGAAGUUACGAGGGAUUCUUGCUGCAACUGUGAAGAAAAUGACAAUGUGACACGUGUAUAGAUUAAUGUGAUCGAGAUACUCC
Colletotrichum scovillei is the source of this 4491-nucleotide messenger RNA. RefSeq names its product SH3 domain-containing protein. Bases 1498 to 3975 code for a protein of 825 amino acids. NCBI's taxonomy places the organism in Eukaryota, Fungi, Ascomycota, Sordariomycetes, Glomerellales, Glomerellaceae. Gene Ontology annotation, molecular function: protein binding. The transcript has 6 exons. Gene Ontology annotation, cellular component: microtubule cytoskeleton; cell tip. Gene Ontology annotation, biological process: establishment or maintenance of actin cytoskeleton polarity. The record is from RefSeq and is a predicted model, not a curated record.